CGACGAUAGAGGAGAUUAAACAGUGGGCACAGUCUUUCGAUAAGCUGAUGAAGAACCCAGCAGGGCGGAACAAGUUCCGUGAGUUCCUGCGGACGGAGUACAGCGAGGAGAACAUGCUCUUCUGGCUGGCCUGCGAGGACCUGAAAAAUGAGAUCAACAAGAGUGCCAUCGAGGAGAAGACUCGUUUGAUCUACGAAGACUACAUCUCCAUCCUCUCGCCCAAAGAGGUGAGUCUGGACUCUCGGGUGAGGGAAGUGAUCAACAGGAGGUUGCAGGAUCCCACCCCUCACAUAUUUGAGGACGCACAGCUGCAGAUCUACACUCUCAUGCACAGAGACUCCUACCCACGAUUCCUCAACUCCUCCGUCUACAGAUCACUGGUGCAGGGGGGGUCACGCUCCUCAUCUGAGUCAUAGACCCCCGACUCCCUCCUCUUUCUUUCUCUCACUCUCUCCACCCAAUUUCUCCCCAUUUCUCUCCAUUGCACAACCACUCAAGGAGAAAGUACUCCUUUUUUGUUGUUGUUGGUGUCAUGGUUGGAUUACCUUUUUUUUUUUGUUUUUUGUUUUUUUUGCUUAUUUCAUGUUCCGCUGUCAUUUUUGAGGGAAUUCCUCUAUUUUUAUUUUUUUUUGUGUGUGUUCUCCUGAAACCGGACAGACUGAAGCUGGAAGACAGGGUUGAAAAUGCAGUUUUAAUUUUUCAGAUCUUCUUUUUUUUUCCCGUACCAUCAUUCCAAGUGUAUGUGGCAGCAGCAGCAUUAACUACUGAUUUUCACAGCCAAGGUUUUUUUUUAUAUAUAUUUUUUUUUUUUCACGCAAACAUCCUACUUUUAUCUCCUGACGUCUCUAGCUGAAGAGAGUUGAGAGGGCCUCUGCAAUAACAUACACUGGAGUGGCCUGACCCCUGACCUGUCCACUGUCUCUGUGCUCUGAUUGGCUCUUUGAGGCGAGGGGUCGAGAGGUGAUUGGCUGCACCGUAAAGAGAGGAAUGGCACUUUUUCAAGGUGCUAGACAAAUAGGUACAAAAAUAUUUACACAUUAUUUAAAAUGCAAAUCAAUUUCCAGGCCCACAUGUAAUUUUCCAGAUUUCCUGCACUGAUUUUGAGGGAAAAUCUGAUGAAUGGAUUUCAGCUACCAGUAUGAGUACUAAACUCAUGCUUGUAGCUGAAAGCAUUAUCAAAUUUGCCAAAAUAAUUUAAUAGAAUUUUAUAAAAUAUGGCAUAACUAUUCUGUGUGUACAGAUUUCAUGUGGGCCUGUUCAUUUCGAAAAACAAUAUUGGUAACAUAGGAGAAAAAAAGAGGAGGACUGCCAAUUUUAGAGAUAUUAAAUGAAACAAACAUAAGAGAGAUGACAGAAUGACAUGGUUUUAAUUAGACUGGUCACUCACAUUUUAAAAUUAGUAUUUUUUUAUGUUAUUUAUUUUUUAUUUGUAAAACUGUGACCUGAUUUGUUUUUCCUGUACAUAUAUUAAAGAAAAUCUGGAACAUAUGCGACAUACCGAGCAAGCUGUUAGUCGUUGAGUGCUCAAUUGCGCUGUAUCUCUCUCUCUGGCCUCACUGUGUGUGAAUGUGUUUGAGUGUGUGAAUGUUUCUGAGGGUGAAUAGUGCCUCUCUGCCGCCUGUAGGCAGUUUCAGGUACUGCAGCUUUGCAAGCCGUUUCUCAGUGUUCCCGCCUUUUUUUAGGCAAAAGCAGAUGAUCUUUUAGUCAACAUGAAAUCAAAAUUAGCUUUAUUGGUCAGCGGACAUAAUUCCACAGAAAAUAUUUUGUCUUUGUAAAUGUAAAAACUUGUAUCCGCCUCUAAAACUAUCUAAAAUCAUGCAAAAUUGCAGUAAUUUAAUCCGGAUUUAUGUUGUUGUAAAAAAUGUUACAGCAAUAAUAGCUGAUAACAAUUUGAAUUUAACUCUUAACUCUUUCAUGGCAUCACAAGUUUUUUUUUUUUUUUUUUCUCUCUGUCAGUUUAUCACACAAUGUACAUGUUUUAAAGAGAAUAUCUCUUAAAACGUGUCAGCAUUAGCAAAUAAGAAAAGCAUUGCACAGGUUUUAUACUAUUGUACAGGAAACUUUCUAAAAAAAAAAAAAAAAAGCCAUGAGCUGCUGUGAAAUCCAUUUAAAAGAUUUCACUGGUCCAGUACACUUCAUUUAUUCACAUUUAAUGCUCAGUGUAAAGCCUGCACUCGUGCUGAAACUCAUUUUCUUUACGGAUGCCUUCAACAGACUCUGAACUUACUCGAUAUUUAGAACGUAAUAGGAAUGAUGGAGAGCCGGCUGGACUGAUGUUAACACUGUCAGCUGCGCUACCGCUCGAAACUUAUGUAUCAUGAAAUAUUUUAUACAUUCAUAAUGUGAAUCUGAAACCAACCAGUACUGUGCGAGUGAGUCCACAAUAAUAGAGAUUUUUUUUAAUAUAGAGUUAGGCUUUUUAUAUCAGUGCUGAUCUGCAAAACAGAUGUUCAUUUUUUUCCCUAAAUGUUCUCCUUCCUUAAGCAGUUAUUUUAGUUAUUUUAGCAAAGAAACCUUAUAAUCUGAUGUGUCAUUUCACAUUGAAAUGAGAUAAAUCAUCCACAUCCGCUUGGUACAUCCUGGAACUUUCAGGAUUUGGUCCUUUGUAGAUAUUUAUAUGUACAGUAAAUAAAUGUAUAAUCAAUUAAGGACUCUAUAAGUGAGAUUUCGAGAGUCACACGACAAUUUAGAGGAACUUCAUGUACUGUAGUCCAA
Cyprinus carpio (common carp) is the source of this 2715-nucleotide messenger RNA. Its product is annotated as regulator of G-protein signaling 17-like. Bases 48 to 416 code for a protein of 122 amino acids. NCBI's taxonomy places the organism in Eukaryota, Metazoa, Chordata, Actinopteri, Cypriniformes, Cyprinidae. The record is from RefSeq and is a predicted model, not a curated record. The transcript has 2 exons.